This is a messenger RNA of Lottia gigantea (owl limpet), 390 nucleotides long. RefSeq lists its product as hypothetical. The transcript has a single exon. Lineage: Eukaryota; Metazoa; Mollusca; Gastropoda; Lottiidae. The record is from RefSeq and is a predicted model, not a curated record. The annotation marks the transcript as partial.
GGUCCAGUAGCAAUAAUACCUUUGAUAGUUGGUCAAUUUACAAUAAUACUUUUGAUAGUGGGUCCAAUUACAGUAACAUUUUUGAUAGUGGGUCCAAUUACAAUAAUACUUUUGAUAGUGGGCCCAAUUACAAUAACACUUUUGAUAGUGGGUCCAAUUACAGUAACAUUUUUGAUAGUGGGUCCAAUUACAAUAAUACUUUUGAUAGUGGGUCCAAUUACAAUAACACUUUUGAUAGUGGGUCCAAUUACAGUAACAUUUUUGAUAGUGGGUCCAAUUACAAUAAUACUUUUGAUAGUGGGCCCAAUUACAAUAACAUUUUUGAUAGUGGGUCCAAUUACAAUAAUGCUUUUGAUAGUGGGUCCAAUUACAACUUUUGAAAUAGGGUAG